UGUUGUAUCAUUAAUUGUAAAGUUUUAUUUUGCUCGUUAAAAAAGUAAUUAAUGGCAAAGUAUUUUGAAAAUCAUUGAAUUUUUAUUACAUUUGAAAUUUUCGUGUAUUGAAAUAAUUUCUCUUGGUCUUAAUUAUUUGAUAAUAAUAAGAGGGUUUUUCUUGUUCUAUUAAACCGCUCCAAUUUUUUAAAAAUUAUGUUCUACAAUUAGAAUAUUAAUACAAUAUGGGGAAGAAAAGUAAACCUCCUGUUGGCGAAGAAUUUCGCAUUGCUAUUCAUCUUUCUAUCAAGAAUUUUCGUCAAAAUGAAGAACAAAAGGAAUAUGAAUUUCCAUCUUCUUUUACAUCUUGUGAAAGAUGUUAUGUUCAUCGUUAUUGUCAGCAAUUAGGCUUAAAAUCCAAAAGCAGAGGAGAAGGGGCUAAUAGAUUUCUAACUGUCUAUAAGAAAGAAGGAUCUACAAUUGUGCAAGCUGAUGCAGUGUAUCAAUUUGGUCAUACUUCUAAGAGACACACUGUGAAUCUUUUACAGCGGUUUCCAAUUACAGCUAGAGAACGUCAAGAACUUCUACCUCCUACUGAGCGAGAUCGUAUUAUGGGACAAGACAUAACUUUUAAAGCUGCUCGGGAAGUGAGCCGAACUAUUGGGCGUCUUGGAAGUGGAAUUCCAAUGAUUCCCCCGAGAAGAUGUGAAAAUGAAUACACUCCUUUUCGUCAAACUCUACCAAUAUGGAAUUGUCAGGAAGAAAUACUUCAAAUGAUUUCCUGUCAUCAAGUUGUAUUAAUUUCUGGAGAAACCGGCAGUGGAAAAACUACGCAGGUUCCGCAAUUUAUAUUAGAUCAUAGUAGUAUGGUAGGACAUCCAUGUCGAGUAAUAUGCACACAACCUCGUAGAAUAGCUGCGAUAACUGUGGCAGAGAGAGUGGCAUUUGAGAGAGAUGAAAAAAUUGGGCAAACAAUUGGCUAUCAAGUUCGUCUUGAAAGCAGAAUAUCUCCGAAAACAUUGGUUACAUUUUGUACCAAUGGGGUCCUUUUACGCACAUUAAUGGGUGGAGAUGCAUCAGUGGCAACAGUUAGCCAUAUUUUAGUGGAUGAGCUCCAUGAAAGAGAUCGAUACAGCGAUUUUCUUCUAAUUGUGUUAAGAGACUUACUUUUGAAAUUCCGGAACUUGAAAUUGGUCCUUAUGUCUGCUUCGUUAGAUACUCAGUUAUUUAGUAAAUACUUUAGCAAUUGCCCUGUCAUUGAAGUUCCAGGAAGAACUUAUGAUGUAAAAACUUACUUUCUUGAAGAUGUUUUAAAAGGAACAGCCUACUCUAACAAAGCAAUGAUAAAGUUUAAAAAGGAUCAUUCAAAGCAAAAAGCGACAAAGACUGUUGAAUCUUGGUGUUCCAUUCAGUUAAAUGAAAUGAAUAUCCAGGGAACAGCUAAAGAGGAAGCAUCAGCUUCAGCAAGUGACAUUUACAGUCUUAGAAUUGAAGAUCUUUCUGUCAAGUCACUAGAAGUUAAUACAGAUAAAGAAAUGGAUCCUCAUUUAGCUGCAACAAUGGAUAAAUUAAUAGAAGAUGCCUGGAUGACUGGAGACAAUGACUUAGCCAAUGUUUUGCAGCCAAUUUUGUCUGAAAAUGUUUCUGUGGAUUAUCAGCAUAGUGAAACGAAUGUCACUCCAUUGAUGUUGGCUGCUGGGAGAGGAAAUAUUGAUGUUGUGGAGCAACUACUAGUCUUGGGUGCUAGUAUUCAUAUAAAAUCCUCAAAUGGUUGGACUGCUAUCGAUUGGGCUAAUCAGUUUGGCCAUAAAGAAAUAGGAGAGCUUCUGGCUAGUCAAUGGAAUAUUGAUAAUGCCACUCAGAAUGUCCCUGAUCCUUCAGAUAACCAGCUAGAAUUACCCGAGGAAGAUAAAUUGCUACUUGAUGCUUAUCUUCAUAGUGUUGAUGAGGAAAAAAUUGACCAUGAUUUAAUACUAUGUCUACUAGAAAGAGUUUGUGGUAGCCACGAAGAAGGAGCUGUUCUAAUAUUCUUGCCUGGCUAUGAUGAUAUCAUUACAUUAAGAGACAAAAUUUACAGUGAUCUUCAUUACGUAGCUGAACACAGGGCUAUGAUAUUCACACUUCAUUCGCAGAUGCAGAGCUCAGAUCAAAAACGAGUAUUUCGUCCAGCACCACCUGGUGUUAGAAAGAUUAUACUAUCAACAAAUAUUGCUGAAACAAGCAUAACAAUAAAUGAUGUGGUUUUUGUUGUAGAUUGUGGAAAAGUAAAAGAGCGAACAUACGAUGCAAUAACUGGUGUAACACAUUUAAAAGCUGGUUGGAUAUCAAAAGCAAGUGCUAUACAGAGAAGAGGUCGAGCUGGACGCUGUAGACCUGGUCUUUGCUAUCAUUUAUACAGUAGAUUGAGGUUUAAUAGUUUCCGUAGAUUUCAAGUUCCUGAAAUCCUUAGAGUUCCUAUUCAUGAAUUAUGUUUACAAGCAAAACUUCUGGCUCCCCCAAAUGCACCAAUAGCUGAUUUUCUUGCUAAAGCACCUGAUCCUCCUCCUUUUAUGGUAACAAGAAAUGCUGUCACCCUGCUGAAAACAAUAGAUGCUCUUGAUCCUUGGGAAGAAUUAACAGAACUGGGUUUACAUUUGUUAGAUUUGCCAGUUGACCCUCGUCAUGGAAAGAUGAUUCUUUAUUCAGUAGUUCUAAAGUGCUUAGAUCCUGUACUCACAAUUGUUUGCUGUUUGUCUUAUAGGGACCCAUUUUUAAUCCCAUCUCAACCUGCUCAUAAAAGAGCUGUUGCUCUGGUGAAACGAAAAUUUGCUGCUGAAACAAACAGUGAUCAUAUGGUUUUAUUAAGAGCAUUUCAAGCAUGGCAGAAAGCUAAGAAUGAAGGCCAAGAAAGGAAUUUCUGUAGUCGGAACUUCCUUUCCCAUGCUACCAUGGAAAUGAUUGUUGGCAUGCGAUCACAAUUGCUGGGACAACUUAGAGCUUCCGGAUUCAUUAGGGCCAAGGGAAAUAGUGAUAUCCGAGAUCUAAACAGCAAUUCUGAAUGUUGGCCUGUUAUCAAAGCUGCUAUCUGUGCUGGAACUUAUCCUAAUUUAAUACGUAUUGAUCAUGAGCGAAUGCAGUUGAUCACUCAGAAAGAAUCCAAAGUCCGAUUUCAUCAUUCUUCUGUUCUGAACAAACUUCCUGUAUCAUCUAAACAAACUGUUGCCAAAUUGCGGAAACAAGUAAUAGAUGAAUUACCUUCAGAUUGGUUGUUCUACGAAGAAAUGAUGCGUGCUGGAAGCACAGCUCAUGCCCAGAAUUGCACUGUUGUUUCACCUAUCACAGUUGCUCUUUUCUCUGGUCCUGCUCGUCUUCCUCUAGAUGCUCUUCAUGAGCCCGAUCAAGCUCGUCUCGAAGGAUAUAUGGAGGAAGAAGAUAGUGAAGAUGAUACUAAAUAUGACAGUCAGAAAGCUAUGUUUAAAAUUGAUGAUUGGAUAUCAUUUAGGGUGGAGCCAGAGAUUGCUCGUCUGAUGCUACAGCUACGUCAAAAGUGGCAUGCUUUGUUUUUAAGGCGUAUCCGUGCGCCAUCAAAACUCUUGACUCAAGCUGAUGAAGCUGUCAUACGAACUCUUACUGGUGUUUUAAUAGCUGAAGAUGCAGCUCUUAAUCUGCAGCAACCAUCUGGCAUUGGUCUGCGGCAAAAGCAAGCUUCUGAUUACAAUUCUAGUCCAAGUCAUAGAAGCUCUGGUUUUCAUAAUUCAAAUAGUUCAUAUUCAGUGUUGGCAUCACCUUGUUGCCCAGAGGAUUCACCAAUGAUGGCCGGAAAUAGUGCAUCUAACUGUUACAAUGUUGUUUACAAAAAUCGUGGUCCUCAAAGCCCAAUGCGGCAACCAUAUAACAGCAUGCAACAAAUGCCUGCUAAUAUGGAGUAUGGACAUCCUACUCAAACUAAUUCAAGAGUUCGUUAUUUCAUCAUAAAAGCAAACACAUCAAGAGUUGUAGAGAUAUCAAUGGCUAAAAACAUUUGGGCUUUUACUCCAACCACUGAGAGAAAAUUGCUAUCAGCUGUUAAGGAAGGCAAAGAAGUCAUUCUGAUAUUUUCUAUCCAAGGAAGUGGACAUUUCCAAGGAUUUGCACACUUUACACAUCAUCUUUCUAAUCAGAAACCACCAGAAUUCAGUGCUGCCAAUCUUGGUACUUGCUAUCAAAUUGAAUGGAUGAAAAAGGCAAACAUUCCCUUUCAAAGUACUAGGCAUCUUCAAAAUUCUUGGAAUGAAAAUAGAAAAGUUCAAAUUUCAAGAGAUGGACAGGAAUUGGAACCAAAUGUCGGGGAAUCUUUAUGCAAGCUUAUAUCUAAGUGUGCAGAUGUGUUAGGGCCAGAAUAUACUAAAGUUCCAAGAAGACAGAAUGCAUACCCCAGGGAAAAUUUUGACUCUAAUCAGCUGAAUAGAAGCCAAGCACACUGGGAGCAAAAUACAGCUGCUUCAUCAACAUGGUACGAUCCUGCUCCAGGAUCUAAUCAAAAAUAUUGGUCACCACCCAAUUCCUAGAUUGUUUUUUAUAGUUUUUCCAUUUUUGUGAUAUUUAGAAAUCCUGUGAUUUUUACCAUUCUAAAAAUCAACUAAAUGGCAUAGUGCUUCAUUUUCUUUUUUAAAAUUUAAUGGUUUUGCAAAAUAAUGUUUUGGAAUUAAAUGUACUUGUAAAAAUCUAAAUCUCACCACCAAGUAAAUUUAUACAAAGUUAAUAAAUUUUGUUACAGUUGUGCGAAAACUUUGUUUAGAUGAACCCUCUUGUAAGGCAAUCUUCUUUAACAAAAUAAUUAAAUUGUUUUUUUAAGUUUAUAUUCCAUCUUCAUUUAAAGUCUUGUUUUAAAUUUUAGUUAUAAAGUACUUGGUGGGAGAGAUAAAAUAAGGUAAUCCAAUGUAGGAUGUAGUCGCACAACGAAAUUGCAGUUCAAUAAGUGUAUUUUUCAUUAUAUAAAACAAUAAAAUGUUUACUUGAUUCUUUUUCAUUGUUGUUUGUUACAGUUGCUUUCCUUUUUUUUUAUCAAACUUUAAAUAAAUGUUUUUUUAUGUAAGAUGGAAUUUUUUUGUUGCUGUUUUAGUAUUAAAUAUCUUUAAAAAAAUUCUUACAAUUAAAAUUAAAUAUUUCAGAAAAUUCUUACAAUUGAAAUUAUCUAUUUCAGUUACACUAAAAAGUUCUUUUAGCUUUUUAUACAAAGUUUAAAACAUAAUCAAUUCUUGUUUUCAUUUAGAUAUUUUUGUUUCAUAAGGUAAUAAAUUUCUUGAAACCAAAUACUGAGUAAGAUUUCUGUUAUAUUUUGUUAAAUAUUGUAAAAUUCAUGCCUUAAUGUAACUCAGAUUUGAUAAUAAUCAAGAAACUUCUUAUAUAUAUAUGUCAUUCUAUCUAUCAAUUUAUUGGAGUACUAUGUUUUCCAAUGUAUAAGUCGAUCUAGUGUAUAAGAUGUUCCCAUAUUUUUUACUUCAAAAUGGUGAAAUUUAUGUACAUUUGGUACUUAAGUUGACCCCUUAAUUCAUACUUGUUAAAAAAAUAUUUGUGCAACCUGAUAUAAAACUUUCUAAAGAU
This is a messenger RNA of Parasteatoda tepidariorum (common house spider), 5541 nucleotides long. Its product is annotated as 3'-5' RNA helicase YTHDC2. NCBI's taxonomy places the organism in Eukaryota, Metazoa, Arthropoda, Arachnida, Araneae, Theridiidae. Gene Ontology annotation, molecular function: RNA binding; helicase activity; ATP binding. Gene Ontology annotation, cellular component: intracellular anatomical structure. The record is from RefSeq and is a predicted model, not a curated record.